Molecule: messenger RNA, 11360 nt
Organism: Closterium sp. Naga37s-1
Lineage: Eukaryota; Viridiplantae; Streptophyta; Zygnematophyceae; Desmidiales; Closteriaceae
Source: the annotation of a GenBank genome assembly
AUGGUAAUGCUAAUGGUAAUGCUAAUGCUCCCUCUUUCCAUCACCCCGCCCCAUUCUCCCGCUUUCCAUCACCCCGCCCCAUUCUCUCGCUUUCCAGUAUCCCGCCCCAUUCUCCCGCUUUCCAGCACCCCGCCCCAUUCUCCCGCUUUCCAUCACCCCGCCCAAUUCUCUCGCUUUCCAUCACCCCGCCCCAUUCUCCCGCUUUCCAUCACCCCGCCCCAUUCUCCCGCUUUCCAGCACCCCGCCCCAUUCUCCUUCUUUCCAUUACCCCGCCCCAUUCUCCCGCUUUCCAGCACCCCGCCCCAUUCUCCCGCUUUCCAUCACCCCGCCCCAUUUCCCGCUUUCCAGCACCCCGCCCCAUUCUCCCGCUUUCCAUCACCCCGCCCCAUUCUCCCGCUUUCCAUCACCCCGCCCCAUUCUCCCGCUUUCCAUCAACCCGCCCCAUUCUCCCGCUUUCCAUCACCCCCCCCCAUUCUCCCGCUUUCCAUCACCUCGCCCCAUUCUCCCUCUUUCCAUCACCCCGCCCCAUUCUCCCUCUUUCCAUCACCCCGCCCCAUUCUCCCGCUUUCCAUCACCCCGCCCCAUUCUCCCGCUUUCCAUCACCCCGCCCCAUUCUCUCGCUUUCCAUCACCCCGCCCCAUUCUCCCGCUUUCCAUCACCCCGCCCCAUUCUCCCGCUUUCCAUCACCCCGCCCCAUUCUCCCGCUUUCCAUCACCCCGCCCCAUUCUCCCGCUUUCCAUCACCCCGCCCCAUUCUCCCGCUUUCCAUCACCCCGCCCCAUUCUCCCGCUUUCCAUCAACCCGCCCCAUUCACCGGAUUUCCAUCAACCCGCCCCAUCCUCCCUCCUUCCAUCACCCCAACCCAUUCUCCCGCUUUCCAUCCCAACCCAUUCUCCCGCUUUCCAUCACCCCGCCCCAUACUCCCGCUCUCCAUCACCCCACCCCAGUCUCCUGCUUUCCAUCACCCCGCCCCAUUCUCCCGCUUUCCAUCACCCAGCCCCAUUCUCCCUCCUUCCAUCACCCCGCCCCAUUCUCCCGCUUUCCAUCACCCCGCCCCAUUCUCCCUCCUUCCAUCACCCCGCCCCAUUCUCCCGCUUUCCGUCACCCCGCCCCAUUCUCCUGCUUUCCAUCACCCCGCCCCAUUCUCCCGCUUUCCAUCACCCCGCCCCAUUCUCCUGCUUUCCAUCACCCCGCCCCAUUCUCCCUCCUUCCAUCACCCCGCCCCAUUCUCCCACUUUCCAUUGCCCGCCCCAUUCUCCCGCUUUCCAUCACCCCGCCCCAUUCUCCCGCUUUCCAUCACCCCGCCCCAUUCUCCCGCUUUCCAUCACCCCGCCCCAUUCUCCCUCCUUCCAUCACCCCGCCCCAUUCUCCUGCUUUCCAUCACCCCGCCCCAUUCUCCCGCUUUCCAUCACCCCGCCCCAUACUCCCGCUCUCCAUCACCCCGCCCCAUUCUCCCGCUUUCCAUCACCCCGCCCCAUUCUCCCGCUUUCCAUCACCCAGCCCCAUUCUCCCUCCUUCCAUCACCCCGCCCCAUUCUCCCGCUUUCCAUCACCCCGCCCCAUUCUCCUGCUUUCCAUCACCCCGCCCGAUUCUCCCGCUUUCCAUCACCCCGCCCCAUUCUCCCGCUUUCCAUCAACCCGCCCCAUUCUCCUGCUUUCCAUCACCCCGACCCAUUCUCCCUCUUUCCAUCACCCCGCCCCAUUCUCCCUCUUUCCAUCACCCCGCCCCAUUCUCCCGAUUUCCAUCACCCCGCCCCAUUCUCCUGCUUUCCAUCACCCCGCCCCAUUCUCCCGCUUUCCAUCACCCCGCCCCAUUCUCCCGCUCUCCAGCACCCCGCCCCAUUCUCCCGCUUUCCAUCACCCGCCCCAUUCUCCCGCUUUCCAGCACCCCGCCCCAUUCUCCCGCUUUCCAUCACCCCGCCCCAUUCUCCCGCUUUCCAGCACCCCGCCCCAUUCUCCUUCUUUCCAUUACCCCGCCCCAUUCUCCCGCUUUCCAGCACCCCGCCCCAUUCUCCCGCUUUCCAUCACCCCGCCCCAUACUCCCGCUCUCCAUCACCCCACCCCAGUCUCCUGCUUUCCAUCACCCCGCCCCAUUCUCCCGCUUUCCAUCACCCAGCCCCAUUCUCCCUCCUUCCAUCACCCCGCCCCAUUCUCCCGCUUUCCAUCACCCCGCCCCAUUCUCCCUCCUUCCAUCACCCCGCCCCAUUCUCCCGCUUUCCGUCACCCCGCCCCAUUCUCCUGCUUUCCAUCACCCUGCCCCAUUCUCCCGCUUUCCAUCACCCCGCCCCAUUCUCCUGCUUUCCAUCACCCCGCCCCAUUCUCCCUCCUUCCAUCACCCCGCCCCAUUCUCCCACUUUCCAUUGCCCGCCCCAUUCUCCCGCUUUCCAUCACCCCGCCCCAUUCUCCCGCUUUCCAUCACCCCGCCCCAUUCUCCCGCUUUCCAUCACCCCGCCCCAUUCUCCCUCCUUCCAUCACCCCGCCCCAUUCUCCUGCUUUCCAUCACCCCGCCCCAUUCUCCCGCUUUCCAUCACCCCGCCCCAUACUCCCGCUCUCCAUCACCCCGCCCCAUUCUCCCGCUUUCCAUCACCCCGCCCCAUUCUCCCGCUUUCCAUCACCCAGCCCCAUUCUCCCUCCUUCCAUCACCCCGCCCCAUUCUCCCACUUUCCAUCACCCCGCCCCAUUCUCCUGCUUUCCAUCACCCCGCCCGAUUCUCCCGCUUUCCAUCACCCCGCCCCAUUCUCCCGCUUUCCAUCAACCCGCCCCAUUCUCCUGCUUUCCAUCACCCCGACCCAUUCUCCCUCUUUCCAUCACCCCGCCCCAUUCUCCCUCUUUCCAUCACCCCGCCCCAUUCUCCCGAUUUCCAUCACCCCGCCCCAUUCUCCUGCUUUCCAUCACCCCGCCCCAUUCUCCCGCUUUCCAUCACCCCGCCCCAUUCUCCCGCUCUCCAGCACCCCGCCCCAUUCUCCCGCUUUCCAUCACCCGCCCCAUUCUCCCGCUUUCCAGCACCCCGCCCCAUUCUCCCGCUUUCCAUCACCCCGCCCCAUUCUCCCGCUUUCCAGCACCCCGCCCCAUUCUCCUUCUUUCCAUUACCCCGCCCCAUUCUCCCGCUUUCCAGCACCCCGCCCCAUUCUCCCGCUUUCCAUCACCCCGCCCCAUUUCCCGCUUUCCAGCACCCCGCCCCAUUCUCCCGCUUUCCAUCACCCCGCCCCAUUCUCCCGCUUUCCAUCACCCCGCCCCAUUCUCCCACUUUCCAUCAACCCGCCCCAUUCUCCCGCUUUGCAUCACCCCCCCCCAUUCUCCCGCUUUCCAUCACCUCGCCCCAUUCUCCCUCUUUCCAUCAUCCCGCCCCAUUCUCCCUCUUUCCAUCACCCCACCCCAUUCUCCCGCUUUCCAUCACCCCGCCCCAUUCUCCCGCUUUCCAUCACCCCGCCCCAUUCUCCCGCUUUCCAUCACCCCGCCCCAUUCUCCCGCUUUCCAUCACCCCGCCCCAUUCUCCCGCUUUCCAUCACCCCGCCCCAUUCUCCCGCUUUCCAUCACCCCGCCCCAUUCUCCCGCUUUCCAUCACCCCGCCCCAUUCUCCCGCUUUCCAUCACCCCGCCCCAUUCUCCCGCUUUCCAUCAACCCGCCCCAUUCACCGGAUUUCCAUCAACCCGCCCCAUCCUCCCUCCUUCCAUCACCCCAACCCAUUCUCCCGCUUUCCAUCCCAACCCAUUCUCCCGCUUUCCAUCACCCCGCCCCAUACUCCCGCUCUCCAUCACCCCACCCCAGUCUCCUGCUUUCCAUCACCCCGCCCCAUUCUCCCGCUUUCCAUCACCCAGCCCCAUUCUCCCUCCUUCCAUCACCCCGCCCCAUUCUCCCGCUUUCCAUCACCCCGCCCCAUUCUCCAUCCUUCCAUCACCCCGCCCCAUUCUCCCGCUUUCCAUCACCCCGCCCCAUUCUCCUGCUUUCCAUCACCCCGCCCCAUUCUCCCGCUUUCCAUCACCCCGCCCCAUUCUCCCGCUUUCCAUCACCACGCCCCAUUCUCCCUCCUUCCAUCACCCCGCCCCAUUCUCCCGCUUUCCAUCGCCCGCCCCAUUCUCCCGCUUUCCAUCACCCCGCCCCAUUCUCCCGCUUUCCAUCACCCCGCCCCAUUCUCCCGCUUUCCAUCACCCCGCCCCAUUCUCCCUCCUUCCAUCACCCCGCCCCAUUCUCCUGCUUUCCAUCACCCCGCCCCAUUCUCCCGCUUUCCAUCACCCCGCCCCAUACUCCCGCUCUCCAUCACCCCACCCCUUUCUCCCGCUUUCCAUCACCCCGCCCCAUUCUCCCGCUUUCCAUCACCCAGCCCCAUUCUCCCUCCUUCCAUCACCCCGCCCCAUUCUCCCGCUUUCCAUCACCCCGCCCCAUUCUCCCUCCUUCCAUCACCCCGCCCCAUUCUCCCGCUUUCCAUCACCCCGCCCCAUUCUCCCGCUUUCCAUCACCCCGCCCCAUUCUCCCGCUUUCCAUCACCCCGCCCCAUUCUCCCGCUUUCCAUCACCACGCCCCAUUCUCCCGCUUUCCAUCACCCCGCCCCAUUCUCCCGCUUUCCAUCACCCCGCCCCAUUCUCCCGCUUUCCAUCACCCCGCCCCAUUCUCCCUCCUUCCAUCACCCCGCCCCAUUCUCCCGCUUUCCAUCACCCCGCCCCAUUCUCCCGCUUUCCAUCACCCCGCCCCAUUCUCCCGCUUUCCAUCACCCCGCCCCAUUCUCCCUCCUUCCAUCACCCCGCCCCAUUCUCCCGCUUUCCAUCACCCCGCCCCAUUCUCCCGCUUUCCAUCACCCCGCCCCAUUCUCCCGCUUUCCAUCACCCCGCCCCAUUCACCCGCUUUCCAUCACCCCGUCCCAUUCUCCUGCUUUCCAUCACCCCGCCCCAUUCUCCCGCUUUCCAUCACCCCACCCCAUUCUCCCGCUUUCCAUCACCCCGCCCCAUUCUCCUGAUUUCCAUCGCCCCGCCCCAUUCUCCCGCUUUCCAUCACCCCGCCCCAUUCUCCCGCUUUCCAUCACCCCGCCCCAUUCUCCCGCUUUCCAUCACCCCGCCCCAUUCUCCCAUCUCCCUCCUUCCAUCACCCCGCCCCAUUCUCCCGCUUUCCAUCACCCCGCCCCAUUCUCCCGCUUUCCAUCACCACGCCCCAUUCUCCCGCUUUCCAUCACCCCGCCCCAUUCUCCCGCUUUCCAUCACCCCGCCCCAUUCUCCCGCUUUCCAUCACCCCGCCCCAUUCUCCCUCCUUCCAUCACCCCGCCCCAUUCUCCCGCUUUCCAUCACCCCGCCCCAUUCUCCCGCUUUCCAUCACCCCGCCCCAUUCUCCCGCUUUCCAUCACCCCGCCCCAUUCUCCCUCCUUCCAUCACCCCGCCCCAUUCUCCCGCUUUCCAUCACCCCGCCCCAUUCUCCCGCUUUCCAUCACCCCGCCCCAUUCUCCCGCUUUCCAUCACCCCGCCCCAUUCACCCGCUUUCCAUCACCCCGUCCCAUUCUCCUGCUUUCCAUCACCCCGCCCCAUUCUCCCUUUUUCCAUCACCCCACCCCAUUCUCCCGCUUUCCAUCACCCCGCCCCAUUCUCCCGCUUUCCAUCACCCCGCCCCAUUCUCCCGCUUUCCAUCACCCCGCCCCAUUCUCCCGCUUUCCAUCACCCCGCCCCAUUCUCCCUCCUUCCAUCACCCCGCCCCAUUCUCCCUCCUUCCAUCACCCCGCCCCAUUCUCCCGCUUUCCAUCACCCCGCCCCAUUCUCCCGCUUUCCAUCACUCCGUCCCAUUCUCCCGCUUUCCAUCACCCCACCCCAUUCUCCCGCUUUCCAUCACCCCGCCCCACUCUCCCGCUUUCCAUCACCCCGCCCCAUUCUCCUGCUUUCCAUCACCCCGCCCCAUUCUCCCCCUUUCCGUUACCCCGCCCCAUUCUCCCUCCUUCCAUCACCCCGCCCCAUUCUCCCGCUUUCCAACACCCCGCCCCAUUCUCCCGCGUUCCAUCACCCGGCCCCAUUCUCCCACUUUCCAUCACCCCGCCCCAUUCUCCCGCUUUCCAUCACCCCGCCCCAUUCUCCCGCUUUCCAUCACCCCGCCCCAAUCUCCCACUUUCCAUCACCCCGCCCCAUUCUCCCGCUUUCCAUCACCCCGCCCCAUUCUCCCGCUCUCCAUCACCCCGCCCCAUUCUCCCUCCUUCCAUCACCCCGCCCCAUUCUCCCGCUUUCCAUCACCCCGCCCCAUUCUCCAUCCUUCCAUCACCCCGCCCCAUUCUCCCGCUUUCCAUCACCCCGCCCCAUUCUCCUGCUUUCCAUCACCCCGCCCCAUUCUCCCGCUUUCCAUCACCCCGCCCCAUUCUCCCGCUUUCCAUCACCACGCCCCAUUCUCCCUCCUUCCAUCACCCCGCCCCAUUCUCCCGCUUUCCAUCGCCCGCCCCAUUCUCCCGCUUUCCAUCACCCCGCCCCAUUCUCCCGCUUUCCAUCACCCCGCCCCAUUCUCCCGCUUUCCAUCACCCCGCCCCAUUCUCCCUCCUUCCAUCACCCCGCCCCAUUCUCCUGCUUUCCAUCACCCCGCCCCAUUCUCCCGCUUUCCAUCACCCCGCCCCAUACUCCCGCUCUCCAUCACCCCACCCCUUUCUCCCGCUUUCCAUCACCCCGCCCCAUUCUCCCGCUUUCCAUCACCCAGCCCCAUUCUCCCUCCUUCCAUCACCCCGCCCCAUUCUCCCGCUUUCCAUCACCCCGCCCCAUUCUCCCUCCUUCCAUCACCCCGCCCCAUUCUCCCGCUUUCCAUCACCCCGCCCCAUUCUCCCGCUUUCCAUCACCCCGCCCCAUUCUCCCGCUUUCCAUCACCCCGCCCCAUUCUCCCGCUUUCCAUCACCACGCCCCAUUCUCCCGCUUUCCAUCACCCCGCCCCAUUCUCCCGCUUUCCAUCACCCCGCCCCAUUCUCCCGCUUUCCAUCACCCCGCCCCAUUCUCCCUCCUUCCAUCACCCCGCCCCAUUCUCCCGCUUUCCAUCACCCCGCCCCAUUCUCCCGCUUUCCAUCACCCCGCCCCAUUCUCCCGCUUUCCAUCACCCCGCCCCAUUCUCCCUCCUUCCAUCACCCCGCCCCAUUCUCCCGCUUUCCAUCACCCCGCCCCAUUCUCCCGCUUUCCAUCACCCCGCCCCAUUCUCCCGCUUUCCAUCACCCCGCCCCAUUCACCCGCUUUCCAUCACCCCGUCCCAUUCUCCUGCUUUCCAUCACCCCGCCCCAUUCUCCCGCUUUCCAUCACCCCACCCCAUUCUCCCGCUUUCCAUCACCCCGCCCCAUUCUCCUGAUUUCCAUCGCCCCGCCCCAUUCUCCCGCUUUCCAUCACCCCGCCCCAUUCUCCCGCUUUCCAUCACCCCGCCCCAUUCUCCCGCUUUCCAUCACCCCGCCCCAUUCUCCCAUCUCCCUCCUUCCAUCACCCCGCCCCAUUCUCCCGCUUUCCAUCACCCCGCCCCAUUCUCCCGCUUUCCAUCACCACGCCCCAUUCUCCCGCUUUCCAUCACCCCGCCCCAUUCUCCCGCUUUCCAUCACCCCGCCCCAUUCUCCCGCUUUCCAUCACCCCGCCCCAUUCUCCCUCCUUCCAUCACCCCGCCCCAUUCUCCCGCUUUCCAUCACCCCGCCCCAUUCUCCCGCUUUCCAUCACCCCGCCCCAUUCUCCCGCUUUCCAUCACCCCGCCCCAUUCUCCCUCCUUCCAUCACCCCGCCCCAUUCUCCCGCUUUCCAUCACCCCGCCCCAUUCUCCCGCUUUCCAUCACCCCGCCCCAUUCUCCCGCUUUCCAUCACCCCGCCCCAUUCACCCGCUUUCCAUCACCCCGUCCCAUUCUCCUGCUUUCCAUCACCCCGCCCCAUUCUCCCUUUUUCCAUCACCCCACCCCAUUCUCCCGCUUUCCAUCACCCCGCCCCAUUCUCCCGCUUUCCAUCACCCCGCCCCAUUCUCCCGCUUUCCAUCACCCCGCCCCAUUCUCCCGCUUUCCAUCACCCCGCCCCAUUCUCCCUCCUUCCAUCACCCCGCCCCAUUCUCCCUCCUUCCAUCACCCCGCCCCAUUCUCCCGCUUUCCAUCACCCCGCCCCAUUCUCCCGCUUUCCAUCACUCCGUCCCAUUCUCCCGCUUUCCAUCACCCCACCCCAUUCUCCCGCUUUCCAUCACCCCGCCCCACUCUCCCGCUUUCCAUCACCCCGCCCCAUUCUCCUGCUUUCCAUCACCCCGCCCCAUUCUCCCCCUUUCCGUUACCCCGCCCCAUUCUCCCUCCUUCCAUCACCCCGCCCCAUUCUCCCGCUUUCCAACACCCCGCCCCAUUCUCCCGCGUUCCAUCACCCGGCCCCAUUCUCCCACUUUCCAUCACCCCGCCCCAUUCUCCCGCUUUCCAUCACCCCGCCCCAUUCUCCCGCUUUCCAUCACCCCGCCCCAAUCUCCCACUUUCCAUCACCCCGCCCCAUUCUCCCGCUUUCCAUCACCCCGCCCCAUUCUCCCGCUCUCCAUCACCCCGCCCCAUUCUCCCUCCUUCCAUCACCCCGCCCCAUUCUCCCGCUUUCCAUCAUCCCGCCCCAUUCUCCCGCUUUCCACCACCCCGCCCCAUUCUCCCGCUUUCCAUCACACCGCCCCAUUCUCCCGCUUUCCAUUACCCCGCCCCAUUCUCCCGCUUUCCAUCACCCCGCCCCAUACUCCCGCUCUCCAUCACCCCACCCCAUUCUCCCGCUUUCCAUCACCCCGCCCCAUUCUCCCGCUUUCCAUCACCCAGCCCCAUUCUCCCUCCUUCCAUCACCCCGCCCCAUUCUCCCGCUUUCCAUCACCCCGCCCCAUUCUCCCUCCUUCCAUCACCCCGCCCCAUUCUCCCGCUUUCCAUCACCCCGCCCCAUUCUCCCGCUUUCCAUCACGCCGCCCCAUUCUCCCGCUUUCCAUCACCCCGCCCCACUCUCCCGCUUUCCAUCACCACGCCCAUUCUCCCGCUUUCCAUCACCCCGCCCCAUUCUCCCUCCUUCCAUCACCCCACCCCAUUCUCCCGCUUUCCAACACCCCGCCCCAUUCUCCCGCGUUCCAUCACCCUGCCCCAUUCUCCCGCUUUCCAUUACCCCGCCCCAUUCUCCCGCUUUCCAUCACCCCGCCCCAUUCUCCCGCUUUCCAUCACCCCGCCCCAAUCUCCCACUUUCCAUCACCCCGCCCCAUUCUCCCGCUUUCCAUCACCCCGCCCCAUUCUCCCGCUUCCAUCAGCCCGCCCCAUUCUCCCUCCUUCCAUCACCCCGCCCCAUUCUCCCGCUUUCCAUCACCCCGCCCCAUUCUCCCGCUUUCCACCACCCCGCCCCAUUCUCCCGCUUUCCAUCACCCCGCCCCAUUCUCCCGCUUUCCAUCACCCCGCCCCAUUCUCCCGCUUUCCAUCACCCCGCCCCAUUCUCCCGCUUUCCAUCACCCCGCCCAUUCUCCCGCUUUCCAUCACCCCGCCCCAUUCUUCCGCUUUCCAUUACCACGCCCCAUUCUCCCGCUUUCCAUCACCCCGCCCCAUUCUCCCGCUUUCCAUCACCCCGCCCCAUUCUCCCUCCUUCCAUCACCCCGCCCCAUUCUCCCGCUUUCCAACACCCCGCCCAAUUCUCCCGCGUUCCAUCACCCCGCCCCAUUCUCCCGCUUUCCAUCACCCCGCCCCAUUCUCCCGCUUUCCAUCACCCCGCCCCAUUCUCCCGCUUUCCAUCACCCCGCCCCAUUCUCCCGCUUUCCAUCACCCCACCCCAUUCUCCCGCUUUCCAUCACCCCGCCCCAUUCUCCCGCUCUCCAGCACCCCGCCCCAUUCUCCCGCUUUCCAUCACCCCGCCCCAUUCUCCCCCUUUCCGUCACCCCGCCCCAUUCUCCCUCCUUCCAUCACCCCGCCCCAUUCUCCCGCUUUCCAACACCCCGCCCCAUUCUCCCUCCUUCCAUCACCCCGCCCCAUUCUCCCGCUUUCCAUCACCCCGCCCCAUUCUCCCGCUUUCCAUCACCCCGCCCCAUUCUCCCACUUUCCAUCACCCCGCCCCAUUCUCCCUCCUUCCAUCACCCCGCCCCAUUCUCCCGCUUUCCAUCACCCCGCCCCAUUCUCCCGCCUUCCAUCACCCCGCCUCAUUCUCCCGCCUUCCAUCACCCUGCCCCAUACUCCCUCCUUCCAUCACCCCGCCCCAUUCACCCGCUAUCCAUCACCCCGCCCCAUUCUCCCGCUUUCCAUCACCCCGCACCAUUCUCCCGCUUUCCAUCACCCCGCACCAUUCUCCCACAUUCCAUCACCCCGCCCCAUUUUCCCGCUUUCCAUCACCCCGCCCCGUUCUCCCGCUUUCCAUCACCCCGCCCCGUUCUCCCGCUUUCCAUCACCCCGCCCCAUUCUCCCUCCUUCCAUCACCCCGCCCCAUUCUCCCGCUUUCCAUCACCCCGCCCCAUUCUCCCGCUUUCCAUCACCCCGCCCCAUUCUCCCGCUUUCCAUCACCCCGCCCCAUUCUCCCGCUUUCCAUCACCCCGCCCCAUUCUCCCUCCUUGCAUCAUCCCGCCCCAUUCUCCCGCCUUCCAUCACCCCGCCCCAUUCUCCCGCUUUCCAUCACCCCGCCCCAUUCUCCCGCUUUCCAUCACCCCGCCCCAUUCUCCCUCCUUGCAUCACCCCGCCCCAUUCUCCCGCCUUCCAUCACCCCGCCCCAUUCUCCCUCCUUUGAUCACCCCGCCCCAUUCUCCCGCUUUCUAUCAACCCGCCCCAUUCUCCCGCUUUCCAUCACCCUGCCCCAUUCUCCCGCUUUCCAUCACCCCGCCCCAUUCUCCCUCCUUCCAUCACCCCGUCCCAUUCUCCCGCUUUCCAUCACCCCGCCCAUUCUCCCGCUUUCCAUCACCCCGCCCCAUUCUCCUGCUUUCCAUCACCCCGCCCCAUUCUCCCGCUUUCUAUCAGCCCCUCCCUAUUCUCCCACUUUCCAUCACCCCGCCCCAUUCUCCAGCUUUCCAUCACCCCGUCCCAUUCUCCCUCCUUCCAUCACCCCGCCCCAUUCUCCCGCUUUCCAUCACCCCGCCCCAUUCUCCCGCUUUCCAUCACCCCGCCCCAUUCUCCCGCUUUCCAUCACCCCGCCCCAUUCUCCCGCUUUCCAUCACCCCGCCCCAUUCUCCCGCUUUCCAUCACCCCGCCCCAUUCUCCCGCUUUCCAUCACCCGCCCCAUUCUCCCGCUUUCUAUCAACCCGCCCCAUUCUCCCGCUUUCCAUCACCCCGCCCCAUUCUCCCGCUUUCCAUCACCCCGCCCCAUUCUCCCUCCUUCGAUCACCCCGCCCCAUUCUCCCGCUUUCCAUCACCCCGCCCCAUUCUCCCGCUUUCCAUCACCCCGCCCCAUUCUCCCGCUUUCCAUCACCCCGCCCCAUUCUCCCGCUUUCCAUCACCCCGCCCU